This is a messenger RNA of Aptenodytes forsteri (emperor penguin), 483 nucleotides long. RefSeq names its product noggin-1-like. Gene Ontology annotation, biological process: dorsal/ventral pattern formation; negative regulation of BMP signaling pathway; negative regulation of cell differentiation. NCBI's taxonomy places the organism in Eukaryota, Metazoa, Chordata, Aves, Sphenisciformes, Spheniscidae. The record is from RefSeq and is a predicted model, not a curated record. The transcript has 3 exons. The coding region runs from base 1 to 483 and encodes 160 amino acids.
AUGUUGCCCAACACCUCCGGGGAACAUGAAUAUCCCAGCAGGGAACCCAGGGAACCACCACCGCUGCCGCCAUCUGGCACCGCUGCCCCUGCCGCCCACCUGCUGCGCCUGUGGCGGGAGGCGGAGGGGCUGGGGCUGCCCCCCCCGCUGCCCCCCGGCCCCGGGCUGCCCCCUCAGGCCCCGGGGGCCCCGGCGCACAACCCGCGGCAGUGGCUGGUGGAGCGGGCCGCCUGCCGCCUCACAUCCACCUGGGUUGACCUGGGACCAGUCUUCUGGCCCCGCUGGGUGCGCCACACCGCCUGCGAGACCGGCCCCCCCGGCUGCUCCUGGCCCCCCGGCAUGACCUGCCGCCCCGCGCAGCUCACCCACAUCAAGCUGCUGGCCUGGCACUGCUGGGCCCCCCGGUCCCCCGGCCCCCCGCACUGUGCCUGGCGGCAGAUCCCCUACCCUGUCGUGGCCGCCUGCAAGUGCUCCUGCCGCUGA